AAGAAGAAAAACAAAAGGAAAAAUAAGAGCUCUCCUUCUAGCUCUUCCCAUGGCUACUCCUUUAGUCGCUCAUUCCGUUCUACUCUGUCAUCACCACUCAAAACAAUAUCCUUUCAAAUCGCAAUCACGUGUCGAUAGGGAUUUCCGUACGAAAACACUACUUGGUGUUUACAAUGGAUUCCAAAAUGUAUAUAACCAAUCUUAUUUUCAUAAGCCUUGGGCACCCAUUAGAGUUCUUGAGCCUAAUUUAAGGUUCUUGCAAAUGGGUCCUCAAGAAACCUGCUCUAGUCGACGAAUUUCCAAGAAAUCUAUGAGCUCAGAAGGCAGUACCAGUAGUACUAGCUCUUCAUCUAUUUCUCAACAGGUGAUUGGGAUCUUGCAUUUGCUUGUUUCACUUGGGAUUAUCCUUGCAAUGGAUAAGUUGUUGAAAAAGGCAUUUGUGGCUGCUGCUAUUAAGUUUCCAAGUGCUCUAUUUGGCAUGUUCUGCAUAUUCUCAGUUUUAGUCAUUCUUGAUAUAACUAUUCCGGCUGCUGCAACAAGCUUAAUGAACUUCUUUGAGCCAGCACUGUUAUUCAUUCAGAGAUGGCUUCCAUUGUUCUACGUUCCAUCAUUGGUUGUUUUGCCUCUCUCUAUUAAAGAUAUCCCUGCUGCAUCAGGUGUCAAGAUUUGCUUCAUCACAGCUGGAGGGUGGUUGGCGUCACUUUGUGUGGCGGGUUUUACAGCUAUUGCUGUGAGAAAAAUGGUGAAGACAGAAAUGACUGAUGCUGAGCCUAUGGCGAAACCCUCUCCUUUUUCUCCAUUGGAAAUGUGGGCUUGGAGUGGGGUCUUCCUUGUAUCAUUUGUUGUCGCCUUAUUAUAUAGAACGGCAUUGGGGACUGCAGCCAGAACAUGCCUUCCUUUCCUACUAGCAUCCACCGUGCUAGGCUAUAUGGUUGGUUCUGGGUUACCAUCUGGUGUUAAGAAGGUUUUCCAUCCCAUUAUUUGUUGUGCACUAUCUGCAGAUUUGGCAGCGUUGGCCUUUGGGUUCCUUUCCCAAUCCGGACUUGAUCCCGUUCUAGGAUAUUACCUUACAAAAGUUUCAUCCAAUCCUGGAGCUGGUGAUGUGUUAAUGGGAUUCUUGGGAUCUGUCAUUCUUUCUUUUGCUUUCUCAAUGUUCAAGCAGAGAAAGCUUGUUAAGAGACAUGCAGCUGAGAUUUUCACGUCAGUCAUUGUUUCAACACUAUUUUCAUUGUAUUCAACGGCUCUCGUGGGACGCCUAGUUGAGUUAGAACCAACAUUGACUGUAUCCAUUAUUCCCAGAUGUAUAACCGUGGCAUUAGCCCUCAGCAUUGUGUCAUUCUUUGAAGGUGCCAAUUCAUCUCUCACAGCUGCUGUAGUUGUUGUAACUGGUCUCAUUGGAGCAAAUUUUGUACAAGCAGUGCUCGAUAAAUUAAAUUUUCUUGAUCCCAUUGCUCGAGGAAUAGCAACUGCUUCCAGUGCUCAUGGACUGGGAACUGCAGCAUUGUCAGCCAAGGAACCUGAGGCACUUCCAUUUUGUGCCAUUGCUUAUGCUCUCACUGGUAUAUUUGGUUCAUUGUUUUGUUCAGUUCCUGCAGUUAGGCAAAGCUUACUUGCAAUAAUUGGCUGAAAGAUCGGCAACUUUUGGUUAUUGGUGGCCAGACACUUUUGAUUGAUUAUCCUUGUCCACCCACAGCAUGAUUUUUAGCAAGUACACAGUGCUAAUAGCCAACCUUGUAUUAUUGAUUACAGUCAAUUAUGUAUAGAAGUUGGCAUCAUCCUUCUGCAAAAA
Populus euphratica (Euphrates poplar) is the source of this 1789-nucleotide messenger RNA. Its product is annotated as plastidal glycolate/glycerate translocator 1, chloroplastic. The record is from RefSeq and is a predicted model, not a curated record. The coding region runs from base 50 to 1627 and encodes 525 amino acids. The transcript has 8 exons. Lineage: Eukaryota; Viridiplantae; Streptophyta; Magnoliopsida; Malpighiales; Salicaceae.